AUACCAUCUCCACCGUCACAUUCCAAUACCUCAGCGCUCCUGCAUAUCAUACUACACCUCAAUCCUGUCCUAACAAAAAGAAUGCUUCAUUCAUCUACAUGUCAUUACCAUCUACGUUUUUUUCCCUCCCUUCCCAGUCAAACCACCCCCUUAUACCAAUUACCUUUUUUAUUAUCCUCAUACUCAUAA
Bipolaris zeicola 26-R-13 is the source of this 189-nucleotide messenger RNA. RefSeq lists its product as uncharacterized. The annotation marks the transcript as partial. The record is from RefSeq and is a predicted model, not a curated record. The transcript has a single exon. NCBI's taxonomy places the organism in Eukaryota, Fungi, Ascomycota, Dothideomycetes, Pleosporales, Pleosporaceae.